GCAGGCCAGGAGGAAGGGACCUGCCAAGGGCAGCUUUGUCUUUCUCACCAGAGUUUGAAGAUUAGCCUUGAUCAUGUCACAAAUUGGGGUUACUGCUGGGUCCAGAAUGGAUGCCGGAGGUGGGGCCCAAGGGAUAGCAUAUGUGGCAUUGGGCACAGGCCGCUUUGCCUAACCCCUCUGGAGAGUAGGUGGGGCGUACCCAGUCUCCUUCAAUCCAGAACCCAUGGGUGAAGCAGAUCCAGGGCCCAGGCAGGGACGACUCAGGUGUGGGAGAGCCGCUGGGCCAGCGCCACAGGAUGGCAGAAAGGUCAUCCCAGAAGAGCUGUGAGUCUGAGCUCUGGGUCUCGGUCUCCCAGAGCCUCCCGGAGGAGGACAGCCCAGAGCCCCUGUCCCAGCACCUCCAGGCCAGCACUUCCAGAGGCAGUGAGCAUCUCAGCAGCCUAGAUCUCCCCCGUGGCUCCCUGGUGGCCUCGGAGUACCUGCCUUUCUUCCGCACCUACGGGAAGCUCCUGACUGUGGAGGAGCCAGCCCCGCUGCCCGAGGUUUGCAGCGACCAGAACAUCAGAGAGGCGCCAUUCCCUGAGGACCCAGAACCGCCCAGCGGCUUCCUCCCUUACUACCGCUCCAAGGAGGAGAGUUUUCCCAGCCUGGUCCUUCCUGAUAGGUUGUAUGGGGGCUCCCGACACCCGCACACCAGGAAGGAGGUCCUGACUGGCUGCUUUUGCAGGAUGACGGUCAGCUGCGGGUGCUCUGUUGUCUCGGCAAGCCCAGGUGUCCUCCCCAGGUCCUCCUCUACACCACCCUGCUGUCCCAUCCUGCUGGUCUCGGCAGGUCACUCUCAUGACAGCAGCCUGACUGUCCCUCUCUCCAGUGAUGCUGCCUUCAGGGGCCCUGGCCUUUGUGCCUCGGGAUUCGUGCCAUACUACAGAACCCCUGAGGAGAAGCUGCAUACCAGUCCUGGGUCUCCUCCUUCUCUGUCAGGGAGCCGGGAGCCCGCAGGGGAGCUGCCCAGGCCUGGUGCCGCCACAGUGUGAGGGAGCAGGAGCCCCCGAAGAAUGGGCCCCUGUACCUGCUCAGCAAGAUGUGAAGGUGGCUGGGGGUGAGGCUCCCCGAACUGGCCUGGGACCUCCUGCCUCAGUGCCUAGGACCCGCAGAGAGGUCAGGAGGAGCCCAAAGGCAGGCAGGCCCUACCAUCCCCCUCAGUCUACUUGGGGGGGGGCAAACAAGGGGACCCCGUGCCCUGCCAGUGUGUAGCUCUACACCACUGUCCAACUCAGCAGGCCUGGGAGCUGCCUUCUCUCCAAGGAAUUGAGAGGCUCAAUCUGUGCCCCCUUGCAGCCACAACCUCAGGAAGUGACCCCUCAGCCCCGGGGGGGCUCCCUUGGGUCUGCUAGCCAGAAAAACUUCCUGAUGACAAAUGGAGUGCAGCAGCCCAAAAGCGGCUCCACAAAAGGGAUGUCAGCCUAGCCCAGCACUCAGACCUCCCCACUAGACUCUCCUCUAGCCUGAGCUCCAGGCUCAGGGCAGACUACAGGGUCCACCGAACAAUGGAGCGCUACUGACCAAAGCUAAGUCACCACAUUACGAGGGUUGGAAUUGAUGCCCUAAUGUGAUAGUUUGGAGAAAGACGUGCAGCUUCCAUGUAUAGAGUAUUUGCUGUGGGUUAGGGAUAGACACUGGGUCAACUCUAUCCUCCAGUUAAAGAAACAGGCUCAGAGAGGUGGGCUGCAGGCCUGGGCUCACACAGCUCACCAAUAGUGGAGCUGGGAUUCAUACUCAUGCCUGUCCUCGGGGCCUGAGUACUUAAAACCCCUCCUUUUACACCGUUCCUCAGUGAGUCUUCACACAGCAAGGAAAGAGCCAGCUGCCACCCGUCAUGCUCCCUGGAGGCCAUCCCACCUUGCCUUCCCCCACAGGCCCCCUUCCCUUGCCUGGCUCACUGUGCUUUGGAGCAGCAAGC
Molecule: messenger RNA, 1960 nt
Organism: Lutra lutra (Eurasian river otter)
Lineage: Eukaryota; Metazoa; Chordata; Mammalia; Carnivora; Mustelidae
Exons: 3
Coding region: 297-1034 (245 amino acids)
Source: RefSeq, a predicted model, not a curated record